ACAAUCUUAAAUGCCCUUUUAUUUCCUGAUAUAUUCAACCACAAUCAAGAAAAGAUCUAAACUUUAUGCAAAUUCACUUCUAGAAUAAGGUUCUAAUGGAUCUGUAUAUGUGUAUGUGAUCAAGCUUAAGAUUUCUUUACAUUUAGGGAUGCCAAGAUUAGGGUUUGUGAUCAUAUUAAUCUUGUUCUUGUUCUUGGCAUUGCAUAGUUUGCUGUCAAAUUUCAAGAUUUUUAUGUAUAGAAAAAGCUCUGCAUUUGCCCAUAAAUUGGUCAAAUCUGAUAUCAUACUGCAUUCUCAGUUAUGGUUUCGUCGAAUCCGUGUGCUUUCGGAGAGAGAUCCAGCUAAAAUGGAUGAUGGUUCGGAUACGAAAAAGGACCAAUCUACAUGGGAGCCGUUGCUAGAAGAGUUUACAUUUGCCGAAAACACAGCCCCUUUUAAUAGUUGUCAUGCUUCUACAAUAGUUGAGGUUGAUAAAGACUGCUUUUUAGUAGCAUACUUUGGUGGUUCAUACGAGGGGGCUCCCGAUGUCAAGAUUUGGUUACAGUUGCACAAGGAUGGUCAAUGGCACCCGCCGGUUAUUGCCGAUGAGCAAGAAGGCGUUCCAAUGUGGAAUCCUGCACUAUUUAAGCUUCCCUCCAACGAGUUGCUUCUCUUCUAUAAGAUCGGGCAGGAAGUUCAAAAGUGGAGCGGGUGCAUGAAGAGAUCGUACGAUGGUGGCAUAACUUGGGGCGAGCGAGAACAACUUCCGCCCGGCAUCCUAGGACCAAUAAAGAACAAGCCCAUCUUACUUGAAAAUGGGAAAUUACUAUGUGGUUCAUCUGUCGAGAGUUGGAACUCGUGGGGCGCAUGGGUGGAGAUGACUGCAGAUUCAGGCAGAUCAUGGAAAAAAUACGGGCCAAUUUAUAUACAAAACGAGUCACUCAGUGUGAUCCAACCGGUUCCUUACAAGACCGCAAAUGGAAACCUACGAGUUCUGUUAAGAUCAUUUGAUGGCAUCGGUCGAGUUUGUAUGUCGGAAUCCCUCGAUGGCGGUGAAACCUGGAGUUUUGUGGUGCCAACUGACCUACCCAACCCAAAUUCAGGAAUUGAUGGUGUAAAGCUGAAAGAUGGCCGGGUGUUGCUUGCGUACAACACGGUCUCGAGGGCCGUGCUGAAAGUUGCAACGUCAGCAGACGAUGGAGAUUCAUGGCAAGAGGUUGUAACGCUGGAGGAUACUGAAGGAAUGGAGUUCUCGUAUCCAGCUGUUAUUCAAUCAAGUGAUGGAUGUGUUCAUAUAACAUAUACAUAUAACCGGACACAGAUUAAGCAUGUUGUUCUUCAACCAAAACAGUAGCAUCGUACAAGAUAUCAAAGGGUUCGCAUGUUGUAUUGUAACGGGUAAAAAUCCUUGAUGUGAAACCUGAUGCACCCGACCAGGCUUUUAUUCAAAUCGACAUUUUGUGUUUUCAUGCAAUGACAGAUUGUCAAAGACAUUAGUUCUAACCUGAACACACUUAAAAUCAUGCAACUCAA
This is a messenger RNA of Helianthus annuus (common sunflower), 1512 nucleotides long. RefSeq lists its product as uncharacterized. NCBI's taxonomy places the organism in Eukaryota, Viridiplantae, Streptophyta, Magnoliopsida, Asterales, Asteraceae. The transcript is spliced from 9 exons. The record is from RefSeq and is a predicted model, not a curated record. Bases 149 to 1333 code for a protein of 394 amino acids.